Molecule: messenger RNA, 2220 nt
Organism: Rhopilema esculentum
Lineage: Eukaryota; Metazoa; Cnidaria; Scyphozoa; Rhizostomeae; Rhizostomatidae
Source: RefSeq, a predicted model, not a curated record
CUGCUACUCUCAAAUACAUAACCGCCAAAACUCAUUAAUGUUUAUUGAAUCAUAAUGACAUUUCGCCUGCGUAAGUCACCUGCCGAAGAUAUUCAUAUCCAAUAGCAAAUGCUGAUAAGAAAAUAAUUCAUUAAAUUUGGAUCUGAAUAGCUGCUAUUUCAUUCAAAAUGUAUUCAUUAAUGUCAAUGUUUUGAUACCUGCUGUAGAAAACAGAAAAUCAAUUCCUUUCCUUUAAUAAGUUUUAGAAAGACAAUUCGUUCUAUUCUGUGAUGAAAUUUUGAGGAGUAAGGAACUGCAGAAAAAAAUGGAGAUUCAAAUAAUAUGUCUUCUUCUUUCACAUAUAUAUCUAGCAUUGUUCCUAAGACGUGCUGGUUCUUGGAUUUUGCGUCUGCCAUGCAAAGUAGAGGGAGUGUUUGAUGUUGCAUCUCCAGGCUACGCACUUUAUAGUCAAUUGCUUGCAACAUUGACCGCUUCAAGUUUGGAAGAUUGUUUUGAAAAUUGCAGAGUUAGUGACGGCUGUAAGUCUGUAAAUUAUAAAGUAUCUGGUGAGGAUAACUGUGAGCUGAACAAUCAAAUAAAUGGGAAUGCUGACCCGGCAGAUUUCAGGAACAGAGUUGGCUGGACCUAUUAUGCUACAAAUUACAACAAGAAAAAUAUUGGUUCUUACUGCGAGUUAUCCAAACCAUGCAGACAGCCAGGGUACUGCAUUGACACGUGCUCGUGCCCAGGCUUUAUGUGCAUCGAUUGCAGCUUUAAAUACAAACUGAAUGAUGAUUUUCAAUGCGUUGCAAGCAACAAUAUAGCAUUAAACAAGACAGCAGUACAAUCGACACAAUAUAAUCAGUACACACUAGCAUCCUACGGAGUUGAUGGUAGCUUUGGGAGGAUUUACACACACUGUGCAGUUACAAAAAGUCAGGAUUUUCCUCCAUGGUUUCGUGUUGAUCUACAACAAAAACUUCCUGUUCGUUCAGUUGCUUUGCACAACAGACAAGACUGUUGCUGUUGCUGGAAUCGAAUGAACCCAUUUGAUGUUCGCGUCGGCAUGAGUCUGGAGAAUGAUGGUAGAGUGAAUCCUAAAUGUGUGGAUGGGGCCAGUUUUAUCCACGGAAACCAAUACCUCAGUUUGGAAUGUCCUUUGAUAAUGUACGGCCGUUAUGUCAUUGUGUUGGCUGAGUCUUCAACGAUAAUGGAGCUUUGCGAGCUAGAAGUUUAUUCAUAAGAACUAUUGCCAGAUCUCGUAGACACUCAUAAAUUGAUAAACAUAUUGCCAAGUUUACACUGUUUCCUCAUGCACAUCUCUUUAAGAGAAGGUCUGUUGUUAAGGGGACCUCUGAGGUUAAGAUAAUGGAGCUUUGCGAAUUAGAAGUUUAUUCAUAAGAACAAAGAUUUCGUAGACACUGAUAUAUUGAUAAACAUAUUACCAAGUUUGCACUGUUUCUUCAUCUCUCGCAAGGAGAGGUGUGUCACAAAGGGGGUCUCUGAGUUUUAGGUGAUGCCUGUUUUGGUUGGUAUUUUAAAAUCAAUAAAAAAGGAAAAUAUAAACCUUACUACAAUACAAGAUACAAGAAACAUUCGAAGAUAAUAAGGACGAUAUCACAGGGUCAGGGUCGUCGCGAGGCAAGUUUUGCUAGAUGGGAGGGGCGGGCUGUAUGAACUAGAAAUUUACCUAAUAAAAAAAUUAUUGCCUGAAAUUCAGGGGCAGAUUUAAGCAACAAUGAUUGGAGGGGGGGUUAGACACUAAAUUUUGUGCCGCGCCCUUCAGGUCACUGAUAAAUGAUGGAAACGUUGAAAUCAAAUAUCUAAAAUAUUAACAGUAUUCAAAAGUUUUAAACCAUGUCCGUUUUCCUUGGAGCAAGUCCACGAGAAGCAUCUCUGAAUCCAGGACGGGCAGAAGCAUCAGGACGGGCAAAGGAUAUAGUUGCUACCCGAGGCGGCACCAUGGUUGUCGCCAAAUGAGCAGAAUAUUCUCGAAUUUUAAUGCUUUCAAUUCCACAACCCGUAGGGCGCACAACCCAAAGAUUGGGGGAUAGGAUAAAACAGCAUGUUCCUUCCAACAUACGAAACAAAACUGCCCCUCAAAGAGAACAGCCUCCUCGAUCUUGUAGGUCUAGAAACACUGUUAAAACAAGUGAUUCUGCCAUUGGUCAACAUCUUUUAGACAACCCAGAUUGUGCAAAACUCUAUAAUGACGACAUGUUUCGGAUAAUUGGCAGAGCC